Messenger RNA from Coregonus clupeaformis (lake whitefish), 6096 nucleotides. It is a transcript of the gene slc4a8, whose product is annotated as solute carrier family 4 member 8. Gene Ontology annotation, molecular function: sodium:bicarbonate symporter activity; monoatomic anion transmembrane transporter activity; solute:inorganic anion antiporter activity. Gene Ontology annotation, cellular component: plasma membrane. The coding region runs from base 265 to 3570 and encodes 1101 amino acids. The record is from RefSeq and is a predicted model, not a curated record. The transcript has 24 exons. Gene Ontology annotation, biological process: regulation of intracellular pH; monoatomic anion transport; transmembrane transport. NCBI's taxonomy places the organism in Eukaryota, Metazoa, Chordata, Actinopteri, Salmoniformes, Salmonidae.
UGAGGAGCGCGCGCAUCAGGACAUCAAAAACGCUAAUAACAGAACAGGUGGAAUUUGCAGCGUUUCUACGAUUCUCUCUCAACUGGGAACAUGUUUUCCCACACCAUGUCUGUCAGAAUUUGCAAGGAAUGUCACCAAUGAAUAUCUGUCAAAAGAAUUGACUGACAACACCGCGAGUCUCUUCUUGUAGGAUCCUUGGCUACCAGCUUCACCUUUUGACUCCGUGUAGCCACCCGUCAACUGAAAGGACGAUACACUACUACCAUGCCCGCCGAAGUCAACGACCCUGAAAGCAUUUUGAGCUACCAGAGGCCAGAUGAGGAAGUGAUAGUGGACCAAGGAGGAACCAGCUCAGUCCUCAACAUCCACUAUGAGAAGGAGGAGCUAGAGGGUCACAGGACUCUGUUUUUGGGGGUGCGUAUGCCCAUGGGCAGACAGAGCCACCGCCACCACCGCCCCCACGGGUCACGCCACCGCAAGAAGGACAGGAGGGCAGAGAGCGCUACGCAGCAGGACGAGGAGGGAGAGGGGGCCUCAGCCUCUCAUGACACUCCGUCCCAGCGUGUCCAGUUCAUUCUGGGGACAGAGGAGGAUUCUGAACAUGUGGCCCACGAGCUCUUCACUGAGCUGGACGAGAUCUGUGUCAAAGAGGGCAAGGACGCAGAGUGGAAAGAAACUGCCAGGUGGUUGAAGUUUGAGGAGGACGUGGAGGAUGGUGGAGAGCGGUGGAGUAAGCCCUAUGUUGCCACGCUGUCCCUCCACAGCCUGUUUGAGCUGCGUAGCUGCCUCAUCAAUGGCAGCGUGCUGCUGGACAUGCAGGCCAACACCAUCGAGGAGAUUGCAGAUAUGGUGUUGGACCAGCAGGAGGCGUCCCAUGAGCUGGACGACAGUGUGAGGCUGAAGGUGAGGGAGGCCCUGCUGAAGAGACACCACCAUCAGAACGAGAAGAAGAGGUCAGGCCAUCACCAGCUCAUCCCUGACAUGGUGCGCUCCUUUGCCGACGCCGGACGCAAGCACUCUGAACCCCACAUGGACAAGAGUGGUCCAGCCGUCUCCCCCCAGCCUCCCCCCACCAACAUAGAGGUAAAAAAUGGAGCCAGCCAUGACAACAGCCAAGUGGACCUUAGCAAGGUGGACAUGCACUUCAUGAAGAAGAUUCCUAUAGGAGCCGAGGCCUCUAACGUCCUGGUGGGAGAGCUGGACUUCCUGGAGAGACCUGUGGUGGCCUUCGUACGCCUCUCCCCUGCCGUACUGCUCACUGGACUCACUGAGGUCCCCAUACCCACCAGGUUCAUGUUCAUCCUCCUGGGCCCAGACGGAAAGGCUCAGCAGUACCAUGAGAUUGGCCGCUCCAUGGCAACCAUCAUGACUGACGAGAUUUUCCAUGAUGUGGCAUACAAGGCUAAGGACCGCAGUGACCUGCUGGCUGGUAUAGAUGAGUUUCUGGAUCAGGUGACCGUUCUGCCCCCCGGGGAGUGGGACCCUUCCAUCCGCAUCGAGCCCCCCAAGAGUGUCCCCUCUCAGGAGAAGCGGAAAAUUCCGGGGGUGCCCAACGGUACAACCUGCCCUGUGGAAGAGGAGUUUCACGCAGAACAUCAUGGUCCUGAGCUCCAGAGAACAGGAAGAUUGUUUGGGGGUCUGAUCCUGGACAUUAAGCGGAAGGCUCCGUUCUAUCUGAGUGACUACAAGGAUGGGUUGAGUCUGCAGUGUGUUGCCUCCUUCCUCUUCCUCUACUGCGCCUGCAUGUCCCCAGUCAUCACCUUCGGAGGCCUGCUGGGGGAGGCUACUGAGGGACGCAUCAGUGCCAUUGAGUCUCUGCUGGGAGCAUCCAUGACAGGGGUGGCCUACUCUCUGUUUGCUGGUCAGCCUCUCACCAUCCUGGGUAGCACAGGCCCUGUCCUCGUCUUUGAGAAGAUCCUCUUCAAGUUCUGCAAGGACUAUGACCUGUCCUACCUGUCUCUGAGGACCUGUAUCGGCCUGUGGACAGCCUUCCUGUGUCUCAUCCUGGUGGCCACAGAUGCCAGCUCCCUGGUCUGCUACAUCACCCGCUUCACCGAGGAAGCCUUUGCUUCGCUUAUCUGCAUCAUCUUCAUCUACGAGGCUCUGGAGAAGCUCAUCCACCUGGGGGAACACUACCCCAUCAACACCCACAGCAACCUGGACAAGCUCACACUGGCAUACUGUCGGUGUGCAGAGCCUGAUAACCCCAGUAAUACAACCCUGGAGCUAUGGAGUCAGAAAAACAUCACUGCUUCUGCUGUGCCUUGGGCCAACCUUACUGUCAAGGAGUGCAUAGGUCUGCAGGGCCACUUUGUGGGUACAGCUUGUGGACACCAUGGCCCCUACACCCCUGACGUACUCUUCUGGUCGGCCAUCCUCUUCUUCGCCACUGUCUUCAUGUCAGCCUUCCUCAAAGAGUGUAAGACCAGCCGCUAUUUCCCCACCAGGGUGCGGUCCAUGAUCAGUGACUUUGCGGUCUUUAUCACCAUUGUAUUUAUGGUCAUGCUUGACUUCCUGAUUGGAAUCCCCUCGCAGAAGCUGCAGGUGCCCAGCAACUUUAAGCCCACCCGAGAUGACCGUGGUUGGUUGAUCAACCCGAUAGGUCGAAACCCGUGGUGGACGGUCCUGGCUGCCUCCAUCCCUGCUCUGCUCUGCACCAUCCUCAUCUUCAUGGACCAACAGAUCACCGCUGUCAUCAUCAACCGCAAGGAGCACAAACUACUGAAGGGCUGUGGCUAUCAUCUGGAUCUGCUGAUGGUGGGGGUGAUGCUGGCUGUGUGCUCCAUCAUGGGCCUGCCCUGGUUCGUGGCAGCCACCGUCCUCUCCAUCUCCCACGUCAACAGCCUGAAGCUGGAGUCAGAGAGCUCAGCCCCCGGGGAACAGCCCCGCUUCCUCGGCAUCAGAGAGCAGAGGCUCACAGGCCUGGUCAUCUUCCUACUGAUGGGCCUCUCUGUCUUCAUGACUGGGGCUCUGCAGUUCAUUCCCAUGCCCGUCCUGUAUGGAGUAUUUCUCUACAUGGGAGCCUCGUCUUUGAGGGGAAUACAGUUCUUUGACCGUCUAAAGCUGUUUGGUAUGCCAGCCAAGCACCAGCCAGACUUCAUCUACCUGAGACACGUUCCCCUGAGGAAGGUGCACCUGUUCACUAUCACCCAGCUCACCUGCCUGGCCCUGCUCUGGAUCAUCAAGACCUCCAAGGCAGCCAUCGUCUUCCCCAUGAUGGUGCUGGCUCUAGUGUUCAUCCGUAAGUUGUUGGACCUUUGCUUCACUAAGAGGGAGCUGAGUUACCUGGACGACAUAAUGCCUGAGAGCAAGAAGAAACAACUGCAUGACGCCUCCAAGAAUGUUGACGUUGAGCCGGAUGAGGAGAUUCUGGGUACAGCAGUAGAGGAUAAGACCUCAGUCCACAUCCCCAUGGAGAGCAGCAAGCUCCUGCAGUCCCCCAAAACACACGACCCCAGGUGUGACCCCUCUGACAUUAACAUAUCUGAUGAGAUGUCUAAAACCACCGUGUGGAAAUCCCUCAACGCCAACCAAAAGGACAGUCGCAUGGGGGCCACUAAGAAGGAUUGAAAUGGAAGGUCUGGAAUUUAUAGAUCAGUGAGAGAGUGGAACCUUAUGACUACAGAGGCUGUGACCUACACUUCAAUAAGCCAGACACAUAGGUCAUAGGGCAUUUCUAAUGCCCCCUUGUGUUUUGGCUCACACACAUCUUUAACCCAAACACCUCCUCUACAAUACUGGGACCCCAAGAGUCUCACCAGCCCCACUCCCACAUCUAACGGCUGCUCUCAUACAUCCACAUAACACACACAUGCACCCCUAACACACACACAUUCCCUCAAACAACAACAGCAACAACAACAACAAACAUGUUUCCUUCAGAACAGCCUUGCUGUGUCUAUGAGAAUGCUCCUUCAAACCCAAACCAGGAUAUUUUCUAAAUCACAGUGGCUCUACUAGUAUGUUAUCUUUACUUUAAAGAGUAUUUUUCUUUACUGUACCAUAAGUGUGUUUUUUAUAACCGUGGUGGUCUUGUCAAAUUAUUUUUUAAAUUCUAACGUAUAUUAUUGGAUCAAUAAUGUAGAGAUAUUUAACUUUGGACAUAAAAUCUGUGUCUGUACGAUGUGAGAAUAUUGCUAGAAGAGACCGUUCAACCAGUGACAUCAAUAAUUUGAUUAUGCGCUAUAAUAAUCUGUUACCUUUGUGGAUAUUUCUGUGUUGAAUAUAACUGUUCAGGUUAGAAGUACCUGUACAGAAUGUAUGUGAUCUUUUGUUCCUGUCCAUGUGUUUUACCUCAGUCAACCUCUUUGGAAUUAGGAACUCUUGUCAGGCAGUAUGGGUAGGACCUUAAGUUUUUCCAGAUCACGUGAUCUCGGGUUGUUCCUGAUCAGGUCACAUGGUCAGGAACAACUCACAGCGCCUAAGUAUGGGUAACACUGUAAAAGGUUAGAGGCCAGAGGGGAGUAGAAGUGGAGCCUAAAGCAGUACAUGACCACACCUAGAAAUUACUCCCAGAAAUGGCCAGAAUACACACCUUUUGACUGUGUGUGUGCGUUUCUGAGCAAGUUUAAUAUGUGGGAAUCCAUAAUUCAUGGGCAAAACCAAACACGCUGAAUAUGAGCAAUAAAUUAGCCCAAAUGAAUGGCCCUGUGCAGAAGAUCUACCUACCACUGAAUCUACCUACACUAAACACACUUGCUGGACCUGAUGGUAGAGGUUUCAAUGACCUCUCAGCGUUUUCAGGACAUUUAAUUUCAUUGAUAGACCUGUCCAUUUCUCCUCAAAAGUGCAUCCUUCCUCCUUCCUCCACUCCAUUCUGUUGACUACUGAUCUUAGAUCUGUAAUAAUGUAAAGGAAGGAAGGAAGGAUGUAUUUGUCAAAGUAUUUGAACAGGACCCUAAUCCAUUAAAUUGGGACCACAUCUCUUACUUUGAUGUGUGCUCUCUGCUCCGAGACUAGUGCCAGUUGGGAGGCGAGAAAACAUACUGCCACAGUAUUCCUCAAUAACAUACAAUUCAUUUGUAGUUGCACAUUGUAUAGAUACAGUAUAUAUAAUAUAUAUGUUUUAUUUUCAAGAAACUGAGUAAGAGAUUAUGUAUGACAAUAAUGUAUUACGAUGAUUGAUUUUAGAAUAUGAAUGUUAAAAACGGUCACUUUCUGUAUAUAGUGUAAUAAAUGGGACAAUGCGCUAACAGAAAGCCUAAUGAAUGCAUCACAAAAAGCAUCUAAAUACUAACGUAAUAAGAAGCACUCCAUUAGGAAUAUAUCCUCCCAGGUUUACAAGAUGUUUCCCGCCACUAAAUCCAACUGCCUACUACUGACAAACUUCAGGAAUGUGUCCAAUAUGAUGAUGAUUGUCAUUUUCAUGUGCCAAGGUGGCUUUAAGUACAGGCUACAUGCAGUAAUAAUACCCUUACAAAGAUCAUGAGAGAUACAGCAUCUUGCUUCAGAUAAAGCCAUGAUUGUUUGUCAAUAGUCAUCUUGACAUGAUCACCCAAUGGGUCCAAAUAGAUUACAUUCCUCUUUUUUCCAAACCUGAUGGAAAUACUAAUGGAUGGAAUGUAAGAAACAUUGUACUGAAGAGUAACUAGAAAACAUUGUAUUGUUUUGCUCCUGUGCGUUAUACCUCUCAACUUCCUUUUAAAUCAUCCAAUCAUUUUGUUUCUUUGUCCCAGACAACAGUAUGAAAUGUCUUUAAGAAUAAGUAAAAGUACAGUGUGACACAAACACAAUCAAAUAUGAGAAUUCAAACACUAUAAAACAGCCAAACUUGAAAUACACAAACCACAAAACAUACAGUGAAAGCUGAACAAACUGUUAGAGAAUGAAACCAAACUCAAAAUGUGAUUUAAAAGGCCCCAUGCAGUUAAAAACUAGAUUUUCCUGUGUUUUAUAUAUAUUUCCACACUAGGUUGGAAUAAUAUUGUGAAAUUGUGAAAAUGAUAAUAAUGCCCUUUUAGUGUAAGAGCUGUUUGAAAAUACUUUUUUGGUGGGAUGGAGUUUUAGCCUGCCGGCGGUAAAUUAUUCAAUAGACCAAUAAGAAAGAGAGUUCCAAACCUCUGACAAUAACAGCUAGUUUUCUGUUUUCCCCUCCCC